Lytechinus pictus (painted urchin) is the source of this 989-nucleotide messenger RNA. RefSeq lists its product as uncharacterized. Gene Ontology annotation, molecular function: netrin receptor activity. Gene Ontology annotation, cellular component: membrane. NCBI's taxonomy places the organism in Eukaryota, Metazoa, Echinodermata, Echinoidea, Temnopleuroida, Toxopneustidae. The record is from RefSeq and is a predicted model, not a curated record. The transcript is spliced from 5 exons. Gene Ontology annotation, biological process: netrin-activated signaling pathway. The coding region runs from base 30 to 989 and encodes 319 amino acids.
GAUACUCCAAGCAAGACAUAGUUGAAUGGAUGGAAUCUGGGGAAGUAAAACCAGCGGAUUCAGAACCUGACCGGUCAGCCGCAACGCCUUUAGAUGACCAGAAAGGGGGAACAGAACCUGUUCAUCGUAUCUCGUCAAUGAGCGGUCAUCAUGAUGAAGUCCCAGUUCAAGGCUUUGAUAUUCAGAUGAAUGUCACUGAUGAUAUCGGCAUUAUUCGGCUUGAGGAAUAUGGUAUUGAAGUUCACGUUCCAUCGGGUGAAGCUUACAGCGCAAAAGACAUUGCUGUGGAUGUUAUCGAUGAGGUUCCACCUGAUUUGCUCACAGUACUGAAGGAAACUGGAGCUAUCAUAACCGUUGGUUUGAAGAUGUCGCCUUCUGAUGCAUCAUUUGAGAGACCAGUUAAAGUGACAAUGCCACACUGUGGUGUGUUCCAAAAAACAGAAUCUGCCCAAAUCGUCACCUAUUAUCGCAAGAAUGUUUCAGACAGUUUUACGGCAAUCCCUUCAACCAAAAGAAGCCUGCAAUGCAUUGUUAGACAACGAGACCUAGAUAUCUACCUAAACCAUUUUUCGGAAUUCUGGAUUGUAGCCCUCUUCACAUGGGUAUUCAUUGGAAAACGAGUUAUUUGCACUCCUUAUAUUCCGGUGUCAACUCCAAAGAAUGCAAAGCAUGUCUUGCGUCUGCAUGUACGAGACGAAAACUUCCCAGAAAGAAAGAUUGAGGAGGGAUACAAGGCGGCUACCACGGGGUACUAUUUCUUCGUAAGAUGGCGCUCUGGAGGAUUACACAUUACUUGCUCAGAAAGCACCAUGAAUGGCCAGGCUAAGACCAUAGAUGAAAGUAAGAUUACCCAUCUACCUGAGAACAAAGUGUCGUUCAUUGUUGAUACUCGAAACUCUGAAGGUGCUGACAUGAUAUUACAGUUCAUCAUAGAACAGUGCACAAUAGAGGAGAUCUUAGUGAAAAUGUGCCUGCAAGCAAGAAACUGA